GUCAUGCUGGCCGCUUCCUACUGGUCCCUCCUGGCCCCGGCUAUCGACAUGGCCGAGGAGUCCGGCACCUUCGGAGCCUUCGCUUUCUUCCCAGUGGCCGUGGGCUUUGCCCUGGGAGCAGCUUUCGUGUACUUCGCUGACCUGCUGAUCCCGGCGCUGGGUUUCAGCGGACCUCCCCACGCAGCGUUUGCCUUGAGCUGCAACCAACGAGCGGUGAAAGAAAAAUAUGAGCAUGAACCUGCCCAUCACCCGGCCUACAAGAGCGAGCUGUCCAUCCGGAUAGGUAGAGCUGGGCUCCAUCCAGAUAAAGGUGAGAGCGGGGAGCCCUUCCAGCGGCGGAAGGGCGCGGGGGCCAGCCUGCCAGACAGCCCCCCGACCUUCCCCCCGCCCAGGGACGGAGCCCCGACGGCCGGCAGCAGCAGCUGGAGGCGGAUUAUGCUGAUGAUCCUCGCUAUAACCAUCCACAACAUCCCAGAGGGUCUGGCGGUGGGAGUUGGAUUCGGGGCUAUUGGGAAAUCGGCGUCUGCAACCUUCCAAAGUGCCAGGAACCUAGCGAUCGGGAUCGGGAUUCAGAAUUUCCCGGAGGGCCUGGCCGUCAGCCUGCCUUUGCGCGGCGCUGGAUUUUCCACGUGGAAAGCGUUCUGGUACGGGCAGCUGAGCGGCAUGGUGGAGCCCUUAGCCGGCGUCUUCGGUGCCUUCGCCGUGGUGGUGGCAGAGCCUCUCCUCCCCUACGCCUUGGGCUUUGCGGCCGGAGCAAUGGUCUAUGUGGUGAUGGACGAUAUCAUCCCCGAGGCGCAGACCAGCGGCAACGGGAAGCUGGCUUCCUGGACCUCGAUCUUCGGCUUUGUGGUGAUGAUGUCCCUGGACGUGGGGCUCGGGUAG
This is a messenger RNA of Opisthocomus hoazin, 882 nucleotides long. Lineage: Eukaryota; Metazoa; Chordata; Aves; Opisthocomiformes; Opisthocomidae. The record is from RefSeq and is a predicted model, not a curated record.